AUGGAAUGUCCUGGAUUGUUGAUCAUAUAAACUGAAAGACUACUUGAAAUCAAACCCUCGCUAUUCGAAAGUCUUCACUAAAUGACCCAAAUACCUCUGGUAAUAUGUUCAGGGUCAACGCAUUCAAGGCCUGUAGACUUAGUGUCGGUUGGACUGGUGCCACCGUAGUCAUCGUAUUCUCGAUGUCUUCUCGCUCGUGCUACCUGCUGAUCAAUGUCUUGACGGCAAUGAAAAGUACAUUUGGUAAGUAUGUCCAUUGCCGCCUUCUGGAAGGAAACACUGGAAUGAAAAUUCCACAAGCUGCGGUGAUUGCUUUAAUUUUUCGCUUUCUAGAAAAACUGGUUAAUACAAGACUUGCUGUCAUAUCUAGAAGAUGGGCUAUGGUGACACUUGUCCGAGAAGAAGCUCCGUAUCAGGUCCCGAACUCAGUGACACGAUGAACUUUGUCACAUCUACUGCACAAUACCCAAAGCAUACACUCUUAGUUCUCGUCUUGCGCUUGCAUUGGGAAG
This is a messenger RNA of Mollisia scopiformis, 512 nucleotides long. RefSeq lists its product as uncharacterized. The transcript has a single exon. The record is from RefSeq and is a predicted model, not a curated record. Lineage: Eukaryota; Fungi; Ascomycota; Leotiomycetes; Helotiales; Mollisiaceae. The coding region runs from base 105 to 440 and encodes 111 amino acids.